Messenger RNA from Drosophila subpulchrella, 2025 nucleotides. RefSeq lists its product as uncharacterized. The coding region runs from base 5 to 2020 and encodes 671 amino acids. The transcript has 2 exons. The record is from RefSeq and is a predicted model, not a curated record. Lineage: Eukaryota; Metazoa; Arthropoda; Insecta; Diptera; Drosophilidae.
CUUCAUGCUGCCCGAAAAGGAUCUUGGUCCAGAUGUUUGGAAGGCCGGAGUCGAUUGCCUCGAUAGCUUCUCGCAAAUCUUCUUCUAUCGCAACCCCGUGGAGCGCUACACUAGAGCUUAUAACUUGGUGCUGGCCCACGUUUUCAAGCUAUCCAGUCCGGCGGAUCAGAUUCAGGAGGGAUUCAGCAAGCUAAUCAACGAGGCAGCCACGGAUCCCGGGGAACCACAUAGACAGGAACUUUUUCAGAUUCGCGUGAUCUCCAACAAAUCCAACAAGACGAUCAAAAACUUGGGAGAUCUUGUCCUGGCGGAUAACUAUGUGGUAAUUGUGGACUCCGUGGAAACGUUAUCUCAAUUGGUGAGGAAUCACACAGCCAAGAUGAGGUCCUGGAAUCCAGGAGCCCGUUUCCUGGUACUUUUUCACAAUUCACAGUUGUGGAAAAGUCCUAGGAUUGUAGCAGGCAAGAUUUUCAAAACGUUGAUGGAGAAGCUUUAUGUGCAUCGAGUUGCUUUAAUCUUUGCCACCUCCCCUAUGGACUAUAAUCUGUUGGUCAAUGAUUACUAUAGCAAUGUGAACUGUAGGAUUCUGGACAUCCAGAGUGUGGGUCAGUGUCACGAUGGUCAGCUUUAUCCCAGUCCCAAAGUUGUUCACGCAUCCAUGUUGGACUACGUGGCUGGUUUCAGUCCCAAGAACUGCACCUUCUUCGUCUGCUCCUCCAUCUCGGCCCCCUUUGUGGAGGCUGACUGCAUCCUGGGCCUCGAGCUGAGGAUCCUCGGAUUCAUGAAAAAUCGGCUGAACUUCUAUGUAAACCAAACCUGCAGUACUGAGUCACGUGGCGAGGUUGAACCCAAUGGCACCUGGACUGGCUUGCUCGGUAAACUGACGAACAACGAGUGCGACUUUAUAAUCGGUGGCUACUAUCCGGACAACGAGGUGGCCGAGGUCUUCUGGGGAUCGGAUACCUAUCUGCAGGAUGCGCACACCUGGUACAUCAAGGUGGCCGAAAGACGACCCGCCUGGCAGGCGAUGGUCGGGAUCUUUGAGCCCUACACCUGGCUGGGCUUUAUCUUGAUUCUCAUUAUCAGCUGGUUGUUCUGGUUUGCGUUGGUCAAGAUACUGCCAGAACCUAAGUACUACCAACAGUUGAGUUUAACGGCCAUCAAUGCCUUGGCUGUAUCGAUUUCAAUAGCCGUUCAGGAGCGACCCAUGUGUGAGUCUACGAGGAUAUUCUUCAUGGGCCUAACCCUUUACGGUCUGAAUGUGGUGGCCACCUACACGUCCAAGAUGAUAGGCACCUUUCAGGAUCCCGGAUACCUUCACCAGCUGGAUGAACUGACGGAGGUGGUGGCAGUGGGGAUACCCUUUGGCGGCCACGAGGAAAGUCGCGAUUGGUUCGAGAACGAGGAUGAUAUGUGGAUCUUCAACGGGUAUAACACCUCACCGGAGUUCGUACCGCAGACGAAGAACCUGGAGGCGGUCAAGUGGGGCAAGCGGUGCAUCCUGAGCAACCGGAUGUACACGAUGCAGAGUGCCCUGGCCGAUGACAUAUACGCCUUUCCCUACAACGUCUUCAGCAGUCCGCUGCAGAUGAUCAUGAAGGCCGGCUUUCCCUUCCUCUUCGAGAUGAACAGAAUCAUCCGGCUGAUGCGGGACGUGGGCAUCUUCCAGAAGAUCGAUGCGGACUUUCGGUACAACAACACGUAUCUGAACAGGAUCAACAAGAUGCGACCCCAGUUCGCGGACACCGACAUUGUCCUGACCACGGAGCAUCUGAAGGGACCCUUUGGCAUCCUGGUGGUGGGCAUCUGCUGCUCCACCCUCACAUUUCUCGGCGAGCUAAUGAUCCGCCAUUGGCCCUGCCAGCUGGUCAGUGGGAGCAGGAAGCAGCAGGAGAGGAAGAGGAAAAAGAGGAGACGCAGGAGGAGGAGGAAGGACCCAAAGGAUGGCCACUGGCAGCGCCAAGUUCAAGUGGCUCCAGUCGUACGAUUUACGCCAGUCAAACGACGCAAAGUUUUCUAGGGACA